GAACACCACGCCAGUUAAACUGACGAGAGAAGUGUGAUGAUACAAAUAAUAAUACAGAGAGAGAUAGAUACAUAGAUACAUACAAACCAACAGAUAUAGCAGGCUAAUAAAAGUUUAUAUAUUUUCUUUCAUUUUUGAUCGUAUACUCUGGGCUUCAGAUAAGAUCCUCUAUUAUUUUUCUAUCUUUCAAUUUUAUAUACCGAAGAUCUAUAUCCGAUCCACCUCCGUUUCUGUUCACGAUUCUUCAACAUUUUUCACCGAUCAAUCUUUUUGUAAGGUUUUUGAGAUGAUUGGAUAUCUAGAUGCACUGUGAGGAAAUCGCGUUGUACGUGAUUUGCAUGGGGUGACAAUGCCACAGCUGCGUAGUGGAGCACGAAGAUCAAAAAGACUUGGUGAUCUGCAGCCUGCCCCUCAGCCUGUUGAACAAGCAGAAAAUUUUCUCUUGCCCACUCAGAAUAGAACUAGAAGGAGAGCUGGUGCCGGAAGAGGAAGGGGUUCAAAUGCUGCAGUUGUAACUAACGGGCCUGAAGUGGCAGUUCCGGGGAGACAAACUUAUGCUGGUGGAGGCAGGGGAGUUAGAUUGAUAGAUCUUGAUCCGGAGCCACCUUGUGAGGGUCUUCCACAACCAAACGUGGUUGGGCCGGCUGGAGAACACAUUUUUAAUAGAGUAGAGGGCGGUGCAGAGAAAGAUAUUGCAAUGGAGGGUGCGAGUGGGGAUAAAGUACUGGGUGUUGAAGAAGACACAAGUGCAGCUCCAGUUCCAGAAAGGGUACAAGUGGGUAACUCACCUGUUUAUAAGACCGAAAGGAAGCUGGGUAAGGGAGGUUUUGGUCAAGUUUAUGUUGGCAGGAGGGUAAGUGGUGGCACUGAGAGAACAGGAGCAGAUGCGAUUGAGGUCGCUUUGAAGUUUGAGCAUCGGAAUAGUAAAGGUUGCAAUUGUGGGCCCCCAUAUGAGUGGCAGGUGUACAGCAAUCUAAAUGGAUGUUAUGGGGUUCCCUCAGUUCACUACAAGGGGCGCCAAGGAGACUUUUACAUUCUGGUCAUGGAUAUUCUUGGACCCAGUCUUUGGGAUGUUUGGAACUCUUUAGGCCAGUCGAUGUCACCGAACAUGGUGGCUUGCAUUGCUGUGGAGGCUAUAUCAAUUCUCGAAAAGCUUCACUUGAAAGGGUUUGUGCAUGGAGAUGUAAAGCCUGAGAACUUUUUACUUGGUCAACCUGGAAGCCCUGAUGAAAAGAAGCUCUUUCUUGUUGAUCUGGGAUUGGCAUCUAGAUGGAAAGAUUCAUCGUCUGGUCAGCAUGUUGAAUAUGAUCAGCGGCCUGACAUCUUCAGGGGGACGAUAAGAUAUGCAAGUGUGCAUGCACAUUUAGGUCGAACUGGGAGUAGAAGAGAUGAUCUUGAAUCACUGGCAUACACGCUGAUUUUUCUCAUUAAAGGGAGGUUACCAUGGCAAGGAUACCAGGGAGACAAUAAGAGCUUUCUUGUAUGUAAAAAGAAAAUGUCCACUUCACCUGAGUUGAUGUGCUGCUUUUGUCCUGCCCCAUACAAGCAGUUCCUUGAAGCUGUUACGAAUAUGAAAUUUGACGAGGAGCCAAACUAUUCGAAGCUUAUAUCUUUGUUUGAAAAUCUUAUUGAACCAUGCACAUCCUUGAGACCAAUCAGAAUUGAUGGAGCCCUGAAGGUCGGCCAAAAGAGAGGGCGGUUGCUUAUUAAUUUGGAAGAAGAUGAACAGCCCAAAAAGAAAGUGAGACUAGGUAGUCCUGCUACCCAGUGGAUUUCAGUUUACAAUGCACGUCGUCCCAUGAAGCAGAGAUAUCAUUACAAUGUUGCAGACACAAGGUUGCGCCAGCAUGUUGAGAAGGGCAAUGAAGACGGUUUAUAUAUCAGCUGUGUGGCUUCAGCUGCAAAUCUCUGGGCCUUAAUUAUGGAUGCUGGAACAGGAUUCUGUUCUCAAGUUUACGAGCUUUCAGCAAUCUUUCUUCACAAGGAUUGGAUUAUGGAACAAUGGGAGAAGAAUUACUACAUUAGUUCAAUAGCUGGGGCGAGCAAUGGGAGUUCUUUGGUCGUUAUGUCUAAAGGUACACCUUACACCCAGCAAUCAUACAAAGUAAGUGAAUCUUUUCCAUUUAAGUGGAUUAACAAGAAGUGGAAAGAAGGUUUUCAUGUCACAUCCAUGACUACUGCUGGCAAUCGUUGGGGUGUUGUAAUGUCUAGAAACUCGGGAUAUUCUGAUCAGGUUGUCGAGCUUGAUUUUCUGUAUCCAAGUGAAGGGAUACAUCGGCGUUGGGAGAAUGGAUAUAGAAUAACAUCUAUGGCUGCUACUGCCGAUCAGUCAGCUUUCAUACUUAGUGUUCCAAGACGUAAGAUGACAGAUGAAACUCAAGAAACUCUACGGACAUCUGCCUUCCCUAGCACCCAUGUCAAGGAGAAGUGGUCCAAAAAUCUUUACAUUGCUUCUUUAUGUUAUGGCCGAACUGUUUGUUGACAGUUGUGAAUUGUACAUCGGAUCUUGCUGUGAAUACAAGUGAGGAGAGGGAGCUAGGGAGCAUUGUAAUCUUGACAUCUGCGCGAGGAGAGGUGCGAGAAAGUUAGUUUUCAGCAAGGAGCUAGACAUCCCACGUUAAGUUUGUCUUUUAAUGGUUGUGUUUUAACUAUAAAGAAGUUAGUAAGAAAAGAGGGGGAAAUAGCCAAACUUGUUUCUGAGCAGAUAUUAUCUUGCACUGAACAAAUUGGCGAAUAAAACCAUAAAUUUCAUAUCACAAAACGGGUCUUGUAUAUUUGCAGCUAUAUUAUGGUGCGCAAAUUUGCAACUAUAGUAUAGUUUGCCGUCUUUGUACUCUAAUCUAAAGUUAAGUUAUUAUAAAAAGUGUUCGCGUCUCAA
Daucus carota subsp. sativus is the source of this 2878-nucleotide messenger RNA. Its product is annotated as casein kinase 1-like protein HD16. NCBI's taxonomy places the organism in Eukaryota, Viridiplantae, Streptophyta, Magnoliopsida, Apiales, Apiaceae. The transcript is spliced from 17 exons. The record is from RefSeq and is a predicted model, not a curated record. Bases 350 to 2482 code for a protein of 710 amino acids. Gene Ontology annotation, biological process: endocytosis; peptidyl-serine phosphorylation; signal transduction. Gene Ontology annotation, cellular component: nucleus; cytoplasm. Gene Ontology annotation, molecular function: ATP binding; protein serine/threonine kinase activity.